ACCCUCGCGCUGCUGGACUAUUACCACAUCCCAUUCAUCCUCCUCACCAACGGCGGCGGCAAGUUCGAGGCCGACCGCGUGGCGGAGCUGAACGAGAAGCUGGGCAGCCACAUGACAACUGAGAAUUUCUGCCAGUCUCACACCCCGUUUCAGGAGCUGUUGCCAGUGUACCGGGACAAGACCAUCUUGGUGACGGGGAGUGACUACGAGAAGUGCAGGGAGAUCAUGGAGGGGUAUGGGUUCAGGAGUGUGGUCACGCCGGGGGACAUCUUCAGGGCGGCGCCCGAGGUGUUUCCUUUUGAUACCGUCCGAGGGAAGGUGGGGAGGGAUUUGCCGAAGCCAAUCUGGAGGCCGAGGAAGGAAGCCGGGGAGCAUCAUCAAGGGUCGAAGGGGAUGGUGAGGGAUACUGAGCAGGAGGAAAGAGAGGGGAAGUUGGAGGAUCAUUUAAAGGUUGAGGCGAUGUUUGUGUUGAAUGACCCGAGGGAUUGGGCGUUGGAUGUGCAGGUGUUUAUUGACUUGUUGCAGUCGAAGCAGGGGUAUGUGGGCACGUAUUCGGAGGAGAACAACAAGGGACGGUGGCAGGGGGAUGGCCAGCCGAAGCUGUUUUUUAGCAACUCGGAUCUGAUCUGGGCGGCCAAGUAUCACCUUCCGCGGUUUGGGCAGGGGGCGUUCCAGCAUGCGUUGGUGGGGAUUUGGAACGAGGUUACGGAAGGGAAGAAGGAGCUGGUACGGACGAGCUUUGGGAAGCCGCAUAGGGAGACGUAUGAGUAUGCCGAGGAGAUGCUGGUGAGGCAUCGGGGGGGGUGGUUGAGGGCGAAGGGGUACAAGGAGGGCGAGAUUGAGGGGGGUUUGAAGAGGGUUUACAUGGUGGGGGAUAAUCCUGAGAGUGAUAUUGCUGGGGCGAACGACUAUGAUGGGAAGGGGAAGUAUGGGACGGAGUGGGUGAGCUUGUUGGUGGAGACGGGGGUGUUUGAUGCGACGAGGAUGAACUUUAAGGAUGGGGAUGUGAGGAAGGCGGAUGUGGUGAAGCCAAACGUUGCGGAGGCGGUGAAGUGGGCGUUGAGGAAUGAGGGGUGGGUUGAUGAGUAG
Podospora anserina S mat+ is the source of this 1089-nucleotide messenger RNA. RefSeq lists its product as uncharacterized. NCBI's taxonomy places the organism in Eukaryota, Fungi, Ascomycota, Sordariomycetes, Sordariales, Podosporaceae. The record is from RefSeq and is a predicted model, not a curated record. The transcript has a single exon. Gene Ontology annotation, cellular component: mitochondrion. The annotation marks the transcript as partial. Gene Ontology annotation, biological process: glycerophospholipid biosynthetic process.